GAAAACCACUAAAAGAUGUACUAAAAUAUAAACCACUGGAAGUAGCUUUUUAGCCCAUGGUAUUUUUCUAUUCUUUGGGCGUUCACUUCCUUGACAUCUUCAUCUUCCUAUAUAUAACAACCUCCUCCACUUUUCUUACUACACCAAAUCUAAUCAAUUUUCUCUGUCAUCUAAAAAAGCCACAAAAUCACUUAUUCAAUUUCAAUAAUCAUUAACACAGAAGAUGAGUUCAACAAGCAGAGCAUGGGCAGCAGCAGCCAGUGUUGCAGUUGUGGAAGCUUUGAAGGAUCAAGGUAUAUGCAGAUGGAAUCAUACACUAAAAUCACUUCAAAAUCAUGUUAAAAACAAUGUCAGAUCUUAUUCUCAAGCAAAGAAGCUUUCAUCCUCCACUUCUUCUUCUUCAGCUAUGGUUUCCACUAAAAGACAAAAAGAGAAAGUAAAGCAAUCAGAAGAAUCUUUGAGGACAGUCAUGUACUUGAGUUGUUGGGGUCCCAAUUAAUUAUAAAAGAAUAUAUUCUUUGAUAUUUCUUUAUGUAUUGUGCAACCUUGAAAGAAAUUGAUGUAAAUUAUGAUCAAUUAAUCAAAUUAGCAACCAACACUGAAUUUCUCUACA
This is a messenger RNA of Vicia villosa (hairy vetch), 613 nucleotides long. RefSeq lists its product as uncharacterized. Lineage: Eukaryota; Viridiplantae; Streptophyta; Magnoliopsida; Fabales; Fabaceae. The coding region runs from base 224 to 499 and encodes 91 amino acids. The transcript has a single exon. The record is from RefSeq and is a predicted model, not a curated record.